AUGGGGGACGAUUUGUUCCGGCGCCGCCUCAGAAGGUUUUAUGAGGUACAUAAUCCCUCAUGCCUUUCUUCUGUAGAUGCCAUCUGGCAGACGUACCACGACCGCGAGGAAGACAUUUUUAGAGUUCUAGUUGACAAGUAUGGACCCGAGCCUGUUUUGCAGGAGAGUAUUGGUGGUACAUCGCAUGAGCAAAUCUGUGGACUGAACUCGCCUCUGGGCCGAAUGUCGCCACCCUUGAAUAAUUUCUACAUGCAAAAAGAAUCCCAAAAAACGACAGAGCAUACUGAAAAUACAAGAAAUCCUGUGGGGCCCGGAGCAGAAUUGUCUUCUGCCUUUAAAAACUUUGAUACCAAUGCGGCGAAGAGGCUACAUUAUCCUCAAUCAACCAUUUUAAAAAAUGAAAAAAAAUGCAAUUUGAGAGAAAAAUUAAUUGAUUUUUAUCGGACGCAUAACAGUUCCAUGAUCCCCUUUGUGGAUGAAGUUAUUGAGAAUUACAAUGGCAAUGAGAAAAGGAUGUUUGGGGAUCUUCACUGUCAAUACAGGAUGGCAAACGAGUUGAUUCUUCCCGUGACUCCUUCUUCUUUCGAUGACGCGAAUGCCGUAAUAAAACGUCUUAGUGAUGCGCUGGAGAAAAAAACUGCUGAAACACUUGCACUGAAAAAAGAUAAGGAAUAUAUUGCAGAGGAAUUGAACUUGUCCAAUAAAUUACGAAAAGAAGGCCAUGAAAACGAAAAACGGCUAGAGACACAAUUACUAACUGCCAGAGAACAGCUUCAAGCGCGUUAUGACAACCCUGAAUUGGAGAUUAAAACAGCUGAAUUGAUUGUCGUACAAAAAGAUAAGGAACGACUCGCAAAGGAGCUGGAUAUUUCAAAUAAACUUUUGGAAGGUGUUCAGGAGAAGGAGAAAACGUUGAGGUCGCAGUUGUUAUCUACUGCAGAAGAAUUGAGAGCCAAAGAGGAGUUCAUUUCAGAUGGUGCUCGUCAAAGAGAUGAGGCUCAGAUUACUAGGAAUUGUUUGCAGACUGAAUUAUUGACUGUUAGAAAGGAAUGUUCUGGUCUGCGUUCCACUGUAUUUAACUUGGGAAAUCGUAUCCGGGUUCUAGAAGUAGAAAAACAACAACUUCUUGGGGAGCUAAAGGAAGCAGAGAAGCGCGUCUUUGAUGCUGGAGAUCUGCUUUCUAAGGAACGUCAAAAAAAUUUCUCACUAAUUAAAGAGGUAAACAGGUUGAAGCUGACCAGUGGAGGAACCCUAAGUAAAGCUGAUUUCACAACUAUUGUUAAAGAGAUAGAGAAGCAGAUUUCGGAGCAUUAUGAAUCAGAAUUGACUCAAUGCCGGAAAGAAAUUAACGAUUAUUAUUGUUACGCGGAAAAUCAGUUGCGUCGUCGUGACGCUCUUAUUGCAGAGCUAAGUGUUGAUCGUUGA
Molecule: messenger RNA, 1425 nt
Organism: Trypanosoma rangeli
Lineage: Eukaryota; Euglenozoa; Kinetoplastea; Trypanosomatida; Trypanosomatidae
Exons: 1
Coding region: 1-1425 (474 amino acids)
Source: RefSeq, a predicted model, not a curated record